AUGCAGACAAUUACACUUUUGGCUCUUCUUGCCUGCAUUGCUGUUCCAAUCUUCGCCGAUUUCGACCACCUUCGCGCCAGACGUGACGUUGUUGAAGCUUCAGGAGAAGGAUCCGGAGAAUCAUCUGGAGAGAAAAUCGUAGAAUCUUCCGGAGAAGGAUCCGGGGAAUCUUCUGGAGACAAGAUCGUUGAGGCUUCUGGAGAGGGAAGUGGAGAAGGAUCGGGAGCCUCUGAUGCUGUUCUCGAAUCAUCUGGAGAAGGAUCCGGAGAAAACUUGAGCAAUGGAAUCGUUGCUUCCGAUGCCCCAAAGGACGUGAAAGCUUUGACCGCUUCUGAAUUCGCCGUCUCCGUUUAA
Messenger RNA from Caenorhabditis briggsae, 354 nucleotides. It is a transcript of the gene Cbr-cpg-7, whose product is annotated as Protein CBR-CPG-7. The record is from RefSeq and is a predicted model, not a curated record. NCBI's taxonomy places the organism in Eukaryota, Metazoa, Nematoda, Chromadorea, Rhabditida, Rhabditidae. Bases 1 to 354 code for a protein of 117 amino acids. The transcript has 2 exons.